UGCUUAACACCAACGUCGCUUCUGUUCGCUCGCGUGACUUUGACAGAGACCCAGCAUUGAUCCUGUCUAUUGUCUGACCUGUCAGCCGGUGCACAAUUCGGCUGGAAUCUUAUCAACGGGAAGGAAUCCUUCGACUUUGGCGGAUAAUAAACGAAGGACACGCGGUCGAGCCUCGUUAAUUACUAUCGGGAUAUAUUUGGAGAAUAUGUGUGUUACAUAUCGUAUACACAAGUGUAAAUGUUUCGCAAUUCUCGCUGGAUGCAGUGAUGACGUAACCGCGCUGUGUUAAUUUCCGUUUAACGUAAAACCGGGACUCGAUAACGCGAAUUUCGCGUUUACGCUACAUCUCGCGGCAUUGUAUAUAUUACCGGAGAGUGCACAACCGGUCUGCGGUUGCGAUAAAAAUUAUAUUACAAGGAGGCACGACGAUCGGGCAAAAUGAGCGACCAGGAGGAUCUGGAUUAUUACAUCAUGUUCCCGUCGUUUCCGCCAUCUCCGAAGGAUCCGACUCUGACCUCGACCGGCCAGGAUCAACGGGAGGAGUUCGUGUUCGUGUACGAGGAAGACAAGCGACCGGUCGUGAUCUUGCUAGGAUGGGCCGGCUGUCAGGACAGAUACCUGGCCAAGUAUAGCGCGAUCUACGAGGAGAAGAGUUGCAUUACGCUGCGUUACACGGCGCCGGUGGAAUGUCUGUUUUGGCGCCGAGACAAGAUGCCGCACCUCGGCAAGCGGCUGCUCCAGGUGAUCACCGACAAGCGAUUGGACGAGCACCCGAUAUUCUUCCACGUCUUCAGCAACGGCGGCGCGUUCCUGUAUCAGCACGUCAGUCUCGCGAUGCAAAAGACUAACACGUUGUUCAAGAUCAGGGGAGUGAUUUUCGACAGCGCACCCGGCGAGAGAAGAUUAACAGCCCUUUUCAAGGCGAUCAGCGCGAUCAUCGGUGGUCAUCCUCUCACGAAUCUGCCGAUGUCGUUCGUCAUCACGGUUUUCCUCUCCGUACUCUGGUUCUUCGAGGUGAUCGCUCAAGCAUUCAGCAGAACGCCCAUCCCAACAAAUCCGAUCGCCCUCGCCGAGGAAGCCUAUUCCUGGCCUCAACUGUUCCUGUACUCCAACAGCGACACCCUGAUUCCGGCGUCUGACGUCGAGAAGUUUGCCAGCCGGCGAGCCGAACGAGGCGUGAACGUGCAGCUGGUUCUGUUCACCAAUUCGCCGCAUGUGAAGCACUAUGCGACUUACCGGGACGUCUACGUCAACACGGUGUGCAGCUUCAUCCACGAAUGCCUGACCUCGCCGAGUCCGUCGAGGUGCCUGUUGGACAGCGACGAUCGCGAUUCCCAAAGCUACGACUCGGUCCCGGGCCUCACCAAGCGCGUCGUGCUGCCCCAUGAGGCCACCAAGCAGUAGAACUAGAAGAAUCGAGAGACGCUAUAUUAUUAGAUAGAAUAUAUAGUCACCCGGUCUAUGUGGAGUAUCGCGCUGGAGACGGCGCGGAUCUCGCGGGUGCAAGGCAGAGAGGAUCUCUAUUCAUUACAAUUAUUAUGUAUACAUUUUGUAAAGGGGAUGAUCUACAAAGUAUGUGUGGAAAUGGAAGAAAUCGCGUGGAAUCCGUAAUUGCGAUUUCCCGAUCUUUCAACUUCGAUUUCUAAUCAGUUAGGGGAAUUAACUUUUUCAUUAAGACUUCUGGAUCCUCGCCGCGGUCAUGUCAGAUUGUGACGUCAGAAGCGAGAAAAUACACGCUGAAAAUUCUUGCGUGUCAUUUUUACAUAAAAGAUAUUUUGAUGAAACACAACUUCCGGUGGUUUUAGUACACUUUUCAAAUACUCCGAAAACUAUUUUUUCCUUUUAAUAAUCAACCGUAAAAUCAUUGUGAUAGACUGUCAUGCGGAAUGACUGUGCAGACCAAACGAACUGGGUCACAUAUUACAGUUGUUGAUUGAUUAUAAAGAGAAAAAGAUAGUUUUCGAGGUAGUUUAAAGAGUGUGUUAGAGCUAUAUUUGAAGUGCUGUUUCACCAAAAUAUCUUUUUAUUUCGAAAUGGCGUUUAAGAAUUUUUAGCGUGCUUUUUCACCCCUAUCGUUACAAUUCCAACAUAAUCGGCGAGGAGCCAGGAACGUUACAGUUAAAAACUAAACUAAAUUGACGAGAAAAUUAAAAAACAUGAAUGUAUGGUUGAUUAAAUGGACAAAAUUAAAAAAAAAAGAGAGAAAAUUGUUUCAAAAUUUUUGAAAGUAAUUUCUCAGCAAUUUUCGAAGAUUAGGAAUUGCAAAAUUACGCGGAUAAAUUCCUCGCGAUUCUCAUUUUAUAUGGUAACGAGGCGAUGUCCGAGAUGCUGGAAACGGUGCUACGUCUGUUGAUGCAUAGAGCUAUUUUAUACGAAAGUGGAUUAUUAUUUUUUAUUAAAAAUCUAUUGAAAUGAAGAACGCGAAUUUUUCAUGAACCAAGCGAGAAUGCACAUAUAAGCAACACACGGUGGCGUAAGUUCUUUACUGUUAAUUUUAUUAGUUCUGUUGUACUUCAAUGUAAAAAUGUAAUUAAAAUGUGAAGAUUUUUAUCUAAAACUUAUUUAAAUUUAUAUGAAAGUAAUAUUUUUUCAUAGUUUAAAUAUUACGUAUAAUCUGAUUUUCUACUUGAUUGAUAAAAACUUUCAAGAUGCAUGGUGCAGUGCCGGUUAUAUAUAAAAUAUAAUUUUUAAAAGAUGAGAAACGAGAUGCCUGUAUAAAUUAUAUGGUGCACUGUUUGCGGCAUCGUGAGCCUUGUCAAAAUUCUUAAUGUAAUUUUUUUAUCACAAAAAAAAAACCGAUACUGCGUCCUCUCUCCUUUGUCUCCGUUUCCGUCUCAGCUUGAUUCUUCCCUCUUUCUAUCUUUCGUUACUUCCGCCAUCGCGUGUCCGAGCGAUCGUUGCUUAUUUAGAAGCUCGUAGACACGAAUGUAUUCGUUUUACAUUUACUGCAUCUCGCAUAAUGAAUGGUCCGGAUAAUGAAUCACGUUUGUGGGGAUGGGAACGCGUAUUUGUCUUCGGCUAAAAUGAGAAUGCAUCGAAGAUUUGAACGGGUUUCUGAGGGAUGCGCUCGCAGAAACUCUGUGCAACGCAAAAUAAUGUUAUCGCUUUUACUCUUUCCUACGCAAAUAAGAGAGCCCGCACAAAAUCGAGCUGGACUUGAUUUUUAGCUUUCGCAAUUUACGAUCCGAGUACAUGAUAGCACUCAAUAUCGACUCGGGAAAAAAAAAAUAAAGAAUUCUUCUUUCGUGUCCUGAAUUGUAUCAGUGAUAAAAACUUUCGGGAACCUCGAUGCUCGAGAGUAUAGUUGUAUUAGAAUAUCUCUCGUUAAAAUAUACACAUCUCUAUACAUACACAAAAAUAAUAUAAAUAUAUUUUGAUCUGUCGAUUAGAGUUAUAUGAAUAAAGACUGAUAAAUACAAA
This is a messenger RNA of Nylanderia fulva, 3420 nucleotides long. RefSeq names its product transmembrane protein 53. NCBI's taxonomy places the organism in Eukaryota, Metazoa, Arthropoda, Insecta, Hymenoptera, Formicidae. The record is from RefSeq and is a predicted model, not a curated record.